This is a messenger RNA of Pistacia vera, 2070 nucleotides long. Its product is annotated as transcription initiation factor TFIID subunit 5. The coding region runs from base 1 to 2043 and encodes 680 amino acids. Gene Ontology annotation, cellular component: transcription factor TFIID complex. Gene Ontology annotation, biological process: transcription initiation at RNA polymerase II promoter. Gene Ontology annotation, molecular function: RNA polymerase II general transcription initiation factor activity; protein binding. The transcript is spliced from 18 exons. NCBI's taxonomy places the organism in Eukaryota, Viridiplantae, Streptophyta, Magnoliopsida, Sapindales, Anacardiaceae. The record is from RefSeq and is a predicted model, not a curated record.
AUGGACGACUCACGCUUGACGGAUUUCGUGACGACGUUCCUGAAAAAGAAGGGCUUCAACGAGGCCGAGACUGCUUUUAGAGCUGAACUUCAACGCAAGAACAAUAACAGCUCCAACAACAAUUCCAUCGACGUACUCAACGAUCCCGAACUCUCCAAGUUCUUUCGCUCCUUCUCCGAAUCAGAGGAUGGUCCUGCACGAUACCAGGAUGAAUAUAGCAAACUGAGGUCAUGGACUUAUAGCUCCUUGGAUCUGUACAAGCAUGAAUUGCUUCAUGUGCUCUAUCCAGUGUUUAUCCACUGUUUCAUGGAUCUGGUGGCUAAAAAGCAUAUCCAAGAGGCAAGAACCUUUUUCAAUAGCUUUCGUGAAGACCAUGAAAUGCUACACUUACGAGACCUUCAGAAGUUGGAAGGGGUUCUUACUCCCUCUCAUCUGGAGGAGAUGGAAUUUGCUCAUUCUCUAAGGCAUAGCAAAGUCAACAUUAAGAUAUGUCAGUACUCCUAUGAGCUUCUGCUGCAGUAUCUACACAAGACACAAUGUACUAAAAUGCUUGGGAUCAUCAAUGAACGUAUUAACUUUGAAGUUUCUCCGGGACAGCCCAGCUCAAUUUCCGAUGAUGCUGAGAUAGUUACACUUAUUGGAAGCAACCAGGAUGCAGCUAAUAAAAUAAAUCAAAAGGAAGUACACUGGGGGUUGCUUGAAGAUUCUUUAGAAAGCCGCUUGGAGAAAACAGGAGGUUUACUAUCAGAUUCUGAAAAAGCAGAAGGAGAAAACAAAGAGGGGGAGGUAGAUGAGAACAAGAAAAGAUCAGUAGAAGGUGGAAAGCAAGGCACUUCAAUGAAAAAGUUGAAGAAGGACAAAGCUAUCAACGCAACAGCAAAAACAUCACGUCCAGAGGCUAACACUGUGCCAGUGGCCCCACGGGUGAAAUCGGAGCUUGCUUUGCCCGUAAUGCCAGUUGAGGUGGAACAGUCUUUUCUUGAAGACUUGAGAAACCGUGUACAGUUGAGCAGUGUUGCAUUGCCAUCAGUCUGCUUUUAUACAUUUAUCAACACACAUAACGGUUUAAAUUGUGCAUCGAUAUCACAUGAUGGAUCCUUGGUUGCUGGUGGAUUCUCAGACUCAUCGUUGAAGGUUUGGGAUAUGGCAAAGCUUGGGCAACAAACUAGAAGUUUGUUGGUGUCAGCCGUUUCGCAGGGUGAAAAUGAUACUACAGCAAAGGAAGAUACUUUAGGGGCAAAUGGUAGCAAAAGAUCUUAUACAUUAUUUCAGGGUCAUUCAGGGCCAGUAUAUUCUGCCAGUUUUAGUCCUCUUGGGGAUUAUAUUCUUUCCUGCUCAGCAGACGCAACAAUUCGAUUAUGGAGCACAAAACUAAAUGCGAAUCUUGUUUGCUACAAGGGUCACAACUAUCCUGUUUGGGACGUUCAGUUUUCUCCAUUAGGACAUUAUUUUGCUAGCUGUUCCCAUGAUCGAACAGCAAGGGUUUGGUCUAUAGAUAGAAUACAGCCUUUACGAAUAGCGGCAGGGCAUCUGUCUGAUGUUGACUGUGUCCGAUGGCAUGCCAAUUCCAACUAUAUUGCAACUGGUUCUAGUGACAAAACAGUUCGAUUAUGGGAUGUUGUGAGCGGGGACUGUGUCCGGAUUUUUGUUGGUCAUAGAAGUAUGAUUCUGUCCUUGGCAAUGUCACCUGAUGGUCGCUAUAUGGCAUCCGGCGAUGAAGAUGGUGCUAUUAUGAUGUGGGACCUUGCAAGUGGUCGUUGUGUCACGCCACUGAUGGGUCACACCUCAUGUGUGUGGUCACUUGCGUUCAGUUGUGAAGGUACGCUUCUUGCAUCUGGAUCUGCUGAUAGCACCGUAAAAUUAUGGGAUGUCACUACUAGCACAAAGGUGCCUAAGACUGAAGAAAAAAGUGGAAAUCCCAACAGACUCAGAUCGUUGAAAACUCUGCCUACUAAGUCGACACCAGUCUAUACUGUGCAGGUAUUGCUAGAAUUUUAUUUCAUUUUCCCUUUUCUUUUUUCUUCUCCAGAAGGCGUAAAAUGAUAAUAUCUAAUGUUUCCCUGCAAACAG